Molecule: messenger RNA, 1251 nt
Organism: Amaranthus tricolor (Joseph's coat)
Lineage: Eukaryota; Viridiplantae; Streptophyta; Magnoliopsida; Caryophyllales; Amaranthaceae
Exons: 1
Coding region: 1-1251 (416 amino acids)
Source: RefSeq, a predicted model, not a curated record
AUGGAUAAGGGAAGUAAGGGUUGGUGGGAAUUUCCUAGAUGGAGUCAUGUAUAUGAACAAGGAACGGAUGAAUACAUUGAGAAAGCCUUUGCUAUAAGGUCCCAAGGGAACCAGAUUAGUUGCCCAUGUUCUAAUUGCCAUCAUCGAUAUUGGUAUGGUAGAAAUGACGUAAGAGAUCAUAUUAUUUGCAAUGGCUUUGUGCCAAGAAACGAUGAAACCUUUCAUCUAGGUGGGAUGAGCCCUGAAAGAGAAGUUGAGGAUCCUCAACACGAUGAACCAUCAAACAUUAAUGAUCGUAUACAAGAGUUGUUGAGUGAUGCUUUGAGAGAAGGGCCAAAUGAAGAGGCGAAGAAGUUUUUUCGCCUAAUAGAGGAAGGCAAACAAGAGUUGUAUCCGGGUUGCAAAAAAAUGUCUAGACUUGCCUUCACAAUUCGCCUCUACAUUUACAAGUGUAACCAUAAGUUGUCCGAUGUUGCAACUGCUGGUUUACUAAAUUUCUUCAAGGAAGUUCUCCCCGAUGAUGCAAUAUUGCCCACAUCUAUGCACGAAGCGAAGAAAGUUUUAAAGUUGUUGGGGUUGGACUACAAAAGGAUAGACGCUUGCCCUAAUGAUUGCAUGUUAUAUUGGGCGGAGCAUGCAAACGCAACCAGUUGUCAUGUCUGUGGAACUUCAAGGUGGAAAUCGAAGGAUAAUGAUGAAGAUGACAAUCCUAAUGAAAAAACUCGUAGAAUUCCAUCUAAAGUUCUAAGGUACUUCCCAAUCAAGAAGAGGUUGCAAAGGUUAUACAUGUGUGCCGAAACAGCAAGUUUUAUGACAUGGCAUAAAACUGCAGGAGAGAAGGAUGGGCUUUUGCAACAUCCAGCCAAUGGUCAAGCUUGGAUCAACUUUGACAAAAUAUAUGAAAGCUUCUCCAAGGAACCCCGUAAUGUGAGACUUGCAUUAGCCACUGAUGGUUUUAAUCCUUUUAACACAAUGAGCAUUGUGUACAGUACUUGGCCAAUCAUUUUGAUCAAUUACAGCUUGCCUCCAUGGUUGGCAACAAAGUCCGAGUUUUUAAUGCUUUCAUUACUUAUACCUGGACCUUUGUCUCCUGGAAAUGCCAUUGAUGUCUAUUUACAACCACUUAUCAAAGACCUCAUUAAUUUGUGGGAGUUUGGCCUAGAAACAUAUGAUGCUACAACCAAUACAAGGUUUGACAUGCAAGUAGCUUUGGUGGGUACCAUUAGUGAUUUUCCGGGUUAUGCAAUGUGA